Messenger RNA from Glycine soja, 1664 nucleotides. RefSeq names its product hydroquinone glucosyltransferase-like. NCBI's taxonomy places the organism in Eukaryota, Viridiplantae, Streptophyta, Magnoliopsida, Fabales, Fabaceae. Gene Ontology annotation, molecular function: UDP-glycosyltransferase activity. The record is from RefSeq and is a predicted model, not a curated record. The transcript has a single exon. The coding region runs from base 112 to 1554 and encodes 480 amino acids.
AGUGAUCGCUUUCCUUCUAGAUAAGAUCCAUUAAAUGUUGUUUCUACUUGCUCCCACCUGCACCAUUAUUAAAGAGAGACUCUCUCCUAUCGUUCCUUCAUCAUCACAAAUAUGGAAGAAGAAGCUCCUCCAGUGCCACCUGCACCGCCCAUAGUGGCCAUGCUGCCAUCCCCUGGCAUGGGCCACCUAAUCCCAAUGAUCGAGUUCGCCAAGCGAGCGGUGCGCUACCAUAACCUGGCCGUCACCUUCGUCAUCCCCACUGACGGCCCACCUUCUAAAGCCCAAAAGGCCGUCUUCCAGGCCCUCCCGGACUCCAUUUCCCACACCUUCCUCCCUCCGGUCAAUCUCUCCGACUUUCCACCGGGCACCAAAAUUGAAACCCUGAUCUCCCACACCGUCCUCCUCUCCCUCCCUUCCCUCCGCCAAGCCUUCCACUCCCUCUCCUCCACAUACACCCUCGCCGCCGUCGUCGUCGACCUCUUCGCCACCGACGCCUUCGACGUCGCCGCCGAAUUCAAUGCCUCCCCCUACGUCUUCUACCCCUCCACAGCCACCGUCCUCUCCAUCGCCCUCCACCUCCCCACCCUCGACAAGCAGGUCCAGUGCGAGUUCCGAGACCUCCCGGAACCGGUCACCAUCCCCGGUUGCAUUCCUCUUCCCGUCAAGGACUUUCUAGACCCGGUUCUGGAGCGCACCAACGAGGCCUACAAGUGGGUCCUACACCACUCCAAGCGCUACCGAGAAGCCGAGGGAAUCAUCGAGAACAGCUUCGCCGAACUCGAACCGGGCGCCUGGAACGAGCUGCAGAGGGAACAACCGGGACGGCCUCCGGUUUAUGCGGUCGGGCCGCUUGUGAGAAUGGAACCCGGUCCCGCCGACUCCGAGUGCUUGAGGUGGUUGGACGAGCAGCCACGUGGCAGCGUGUUGUUUGUUUCCUUCGGAAGCGGUGGGACCCUCUCCAGCGCCCAGAUCAACGAACUGGCUCUCGGGUUGGAAAAUAGCCAGCAACGGUUCUUGUGGGUGGUGAAGAGCCCAAACGAUGCAAUAGCCAACGCGACUUACUUCAACGCGGAGAGCCACGAGGAUCCCUUGCAGUUCUUACCAGAAGGGUUCGUGGAGAGAACAAAAGGAAGGGGCUUUUUGGUUAAGUCAUGGGCUCCGCAGCCACAGGUUCUGGCCCAUCAAUCAACGGGAGGAUUCUUGAGCCAUUGCGGCUGGAACUCUAUACUGGAGAGCGUGGUGAACGGCGUGCCUUUAAUAGCCUGGCCUCUGUUCGCGGAGCAGAGGACCAACGCGUUUAUGCUCAUGCAUGAAGUCAAGGUGGCGCUGAGGCCCAAAGUUGCCGAGGACACUGGACUUGUCCAGAGCCAGGAAAUAGCCAGCGUUGUCAAGUGCCUCAUGGAAGGCCAUGAAGGGAAGAAGCUUCGUUACCGAAUCAAGGAUCUCAAGGAGGCUGCGGCUAAGGCUCUCUCUCCAAAUGGUUCCUCCACCGACCAUAUCUCCAAUUUGGUUCUCAAGUGGACCAACAAAACCACCAUCUCUACUAGUGGCUAGCUUUUAUUUUUCUUCUUCUUCUUCCUGUAAUUUUAUUAUCUGCACUUAUAAAAUGUCGCUUUAUGUAUUUAUUUUAUCUGGGAUGAUGAUAAAGGUUUGGUUUGGUUCCA